Vicia villosa (hairy vetch) is the source of this 2184-nucleotide messenger RNA. RefSeq names its product G-type lectin S-receptor-like serine/threonine-protein kinase At1g11330. The transcript is spliced from 7 exons. The record is from RefSeq and is a predicted model, not a curated record. Gene Ontology annotation, molecular function: protein kinase activity; ATP binding. Lineage: Eukaryota; Viridiplantae; Streptophyta; Magnoliopsida; Fabales; Fabaceae. Gene Ontology annotation, biological process: recognition of pollen; protein phosphorylation. Bases 41 to 2098 code for a protein of 685 amino acids.
UUGGGGGAGGUAAAAACCGUCCCCGCCCCGCCCCGUUGCCAUGCCUACUUCUAAUGCAUUAUUACCAACCAUGAAGUUUACAAGUAACAUGAAACUCACAUCCUGGAAAACUCCUUCUGAUCCGUCGACCGGAAGCUUCUCUCUCAGUAUCGAACGGUUGAAGAUUCCAGAAGUUUUCAUUCGGAACGGAUCUCGGCCGUACUGGCGAAGUGGUCCGUGGAAUAAUCAAAUCUUUAUAGGGAUACAAAACAUGGAAAGUCUUUAUCUUAACGGUUUUCAUUUUGAGAAAGACAGUACGAGUGGAACCGUUGAUUUGUAUUUCAGAGCAGACGACUUCGGACUCUUGAUCUAUGCCUUGAAUCCGCAAGGUCAAAUGCACGAAAACUCAUGGAGUAUUGAGAAAGAGGAAUGGAUAGAUACAUGGACUAGUUAUAGAUCAGAUUGCGAUGUUUAUGGAUUUUGCGGUCCAUACGGAAUUUGUAAUUCAAAAGGGUCACCAAUUUGUAGCUGUUUGGAAGGGUUUGAAGCAAGAAACAAACAAGAGUGGAAUCAAAAAAAUUGGACUAAUGGAUGUGUUAGAAAGAAACUUCUACAGUGUGAAGAUGCCAACAAUCAAAGCAAGAGUUCACAUGGUAAUGAAGCAGAUAGUUUUUUGAAAUUGAGUACGGUAAAAGUACCCGAUUUUGCAGAAUUGUCAUCUAAUGAACAGGAUGAAUGCAAAAAUCAGUGUUUGACGAAUUGCUCUUGUACUGCAUAUUCGUACGUGGCUGAUAUCGGUUGUAUGUCUUGGAAUGGAAAUCUAAUUGAUAUACAACAAUUCCAAACCGGAGGGACUGAUCUAUACAUUCGUGUACCCUAUGUCGAACUUGAUAUAUCAGAUAAAGAGCAUAAAGGAACAAUCAUCAUUGCAGUUUCAGUUUCGAUAGGAAUUAUCAUUAUUGUGAUUGUGGCGUAUUUCAUUUGGAUAAAGGCUUCAAAACCAGCGAGGAUAAAAAAGCAGCAUAGGAUUUUUCAUUUCCACAAAAUCGUAAAACCUGAAGAACACACAAAUGAAAAUGUUAUUGGUGAAUUGUCGCAAGCUAAGCUACAAGAGCUACUGCUAUUUAAUUUUGAAAAGCUUGCAUCUGCUACAAACAACUUUCAUUCAUCCAAUAAACUUGGACAAGGAGGUUUUGGUCCUGUGUACAAGGGAAUACUAGAAGAUGGUAAAGAGAUAGCGGUUAAAAGACUUUCGAGAUCAUCUGGACAAGGGUUAGUAGAAUUCAUGAAUGAAGUAUUAGUGAUUUCUAAGCUUCAACAUCGCAAUCUUGUAAGGCUUUUAGGCUGUUGUAUCGAAAGAAAUGAAAAGAUGUUGAUGUAUGAGUUCAUGUCAAAUGGAAGUUUAGAUGCAUAUAUUUUCGAUCCUUCAAGAAAUAAACUCUUGGAUUGGGAGAAACGAUUCGGCAUAAUUGAAGGAAUCGCUCGUGGACUACUCUACCUACAUAGAGAUUCCAGGCUAAAAAUCAUACAUAGAGAUUUGAAGGCAAGUAAUAUCUUACUAGAUGAGGAAAUGAAUCCAAAAAUAUCGGACUUUGGUAUGGCCAGAAUCUUUGGAGUGAGUGAAGAUCAUGCCAACACACAAAGGAUUGUCGGAACAUACGGUUAUAUGGCUCCAGAAUAUGCAAUGCAAGGAGUAUUUUCAGAUAAAUCAGACGUGUUCAGCUUUGGAGUUUUGCUGAUAGAGAUUGUUUGUGGAAGACGAAACUCAAGCUUUUAUGAACAUGAAAAUUCUCUGACUCUCUUAGGAUUUGCAUGGACUCAAUGGAGGGAAGGCAAUAUUUUAUGUUUAAUAGAACCAGAAAUUUAUGAUGAUAAUCAUCAUAAGGAUAUUUUGAGGUGCAUACAUAUAGGACUUUUAUGUGUACAAGAAUCCGCUGUUGACAGGCCUACCAUGGCGACAGUGAUUUCUAUGCUUAACAGUGAAAUAAUGGAACUUCCUCCUGCAAGACAACCUGCAUUCUUACUGAUGCAGAAUAUGAUGAAUACAGUGUGUUCUGAGGAAAGAAAUGAAGUGUACUCAAAUAAUGCUGUGACUGUUACAGAUCUUCAUGGAAGAUAGAACAUUGAAGCUUUGUGUAAAAGACUCAUUGCCAAUUAUUGAACUUUGUAUAUUCAUAUUUUUUUGAUCAAGUCUAGAACUUUGUA